GGGCCGCGGCACCUGCAGGGACAGCUCCCUGUGCAGGUGGCAGCAGGUGCUCCGGAGCCCGGCCCCAGCAUGAGCUCUUUCGACCUCCCGGUGCCCUCGCCCCCGCACUGCAGCCCCCAGUUCCCCAGCAUCGGCCAGGAGCCCCCCGAGGUCAACCUGUACUACGAGAACUUCUUCCACCCGCAGGGCCUGCCCAGCCCGCAGCGGCCCCCCUCCUUUGAGGCGGGUGGCGAGGAGCUGCCCAUCCCGUCGCAGGAGGAGCUGAUGAAGCUGGUGCGGCCACCCUACUCCUACUCGGCCCUCAUCGCCAUGGCCAUCCACGGGGCGCCCGACAAGCGCCUCACCCUCAGCCAGAUCUACCAGUACGUGGCCGACCACUUCCCCUUCUACAACAAGAGCAAGGCCGGCUGGCAGAACUCCAUCCGCCACAACCUGUCGCUCAACGACUGCUUCAAGAAGGUGCCCCGCGACGAGGACGACCCAGGCAAAGGGAACUACUGGACCCUGGACCCCAACUGUGAGAAGAUGUUCGACAACGGAAACUUCCGCAGGAAGAGGAAGAGGAAGUCGGACGUCUCCUCAGGCCCUGGGGAGAAGACGGAGAGCGGGCUCCUGGCGGGCAGCCCCAAGAGCGCCGACGCCCAGGACAUCUUGGAAGGCACCUCCCCGGGCUCCGCCGGCUCCCCCGAGCAGCGACCGUCCCCGGGGCCCCCGGGCACCCCAUGCCUCAACGGCUUCCUCUCCUCCAUGACGUCCUACGUGAGCGGGGCCAGCCCCGCCAGCCGCCCUGUGGCCACGCCGGGACUGAGUCCCGAGCCCACUGACAAGAUGGGGCAGAACUUGGGGAACUUUAACUCCUACACCCCACUCACCAGCCUCGGCGGCCACGGGGCCGGGAGCGAAUGGGCCAACCCCAUGCCCACCAACACUCUGGGCUACGGAGGCUCCGUCCUCAACCAGUUCAGCCCCCACUUCUACAACAGCAUCAACGCGAACAGCGUCCUCUACCCCCGGGAGGGCACCGAGGUCUAGGACUGCACAGUCCUUGAGCCACAUGGACGUGCCCGAGUCCCCCGGCUGCCCAGACACCUCCGAGCUGCCCAGACAGACACAGGAGGCUCAGAGCAAUUCCUCCUGUUUCCGGAACCCGGUGUCAACCUUCCGUGUCACCCAUACCUGGACACACACCCACAACUUGGCACUGGAAAUGCUGGUGCCUGAGUGACAGUCACCAAGGCAGCCCUUGGUUGAGCACUUACUAUGUGCCUGGAGCCGUACUAGGUUCGGAAGGCCUAGCCACACUUACUAUCUAGCUACCUUGUGGGGGUCCUAUGAAGGUCCUCAUUUUACAGGUGAGAAAACUGGGUCAUACAAACUGGUGAG
This is a messenger RNA of Myotis davidii, 1383 nucleotides long. It is a transcript of the gene FOXI1, whose product is annotated as forkhead box I1. Gene Ontology annotation, biological process: cell differentiation; anatomical structure morphogenesis; regulation of transcription by RNA polymerase II. Gene Ontology annotation, molecular function: RNA polymerase II cis-regulatory region sequence-specific DNA binding; DNA-binding transcription factor activity, RNA polymerase II-specific. Lineage: Eukaryota; Metazoa; Chordata; Mammalia; Chiroptera; Vespertilionidae. The coding region runs from base 70 to 1032 and encodes 320 amino acids. The transcript has 3 exons. The record is from RefSeq and is a predicted model, not a curated record.